Panonychus citri (citrus red mite) is the source of this 893-nucleotide messenger RNA. RefSeq lists its product as uncharacterized. The coding region runs from base 129 to 686 and encodes 185 amino acids. The transcript has 4 exons. The record is from RefSeq and is a predicted model, not a curated record. Lineage: Eukaryota; Metazoa; Arthropoda; Arachnida; Trombidiformes; Tetranychidae.
UAACGAGAAUAUCACUUUCUCAUUGACAGUUGAUUAGUUGAAACUAAAUCGUAAAUUGUUAACAGCAAUUAAAAUUUAUUUUUCUUUUUAUUCCAACUUGUAAAAGUGAAAACAAAAAAAAAAUCAACAUGAUGAUCAAAUUGAUUGUUUUGAUUGUUUCCUGUUCAUUUGUUACAGUUAACGCAAUUCUUGCGCCAUUUGUACCAUGUGAAGGUCGAUCAGCGCUUUCCAAAAACAUAUCAGUGGACAUUGUACCUUGCGAUCUGUCGACGACCAACUCGAGUUGCCUUUUCCAACGGGGAGACAAUGCAAACUUCACAAUUUAUUUCUCUCCUGAUGUCAAUAUUUCCACACCAAUCGAACGAGUUAUCAUGGCCAAAUUCGCGAAAAAAUUAAAGGACAAAUACGUUGAAGUUCCUUACGGCGGUGGAGUCGCAGCCGAUGAUCGAACCUAUUAUAUUGACGAAUCGGGUUCUCCUCAAUCGAUCGAGGGAAAAGGCUUAAUUGCUGGAAAACCAUAUUUCUUCAAUAAUAUAUUCAACAUUCUUAGUUCAUCACCAAAGACCACUUUAUGGGCUCGUUACUUGAUUCGUGAAGCAAAACCCUGUAAGAAAAGUAAAUGCAAUUGGCUUCUCCAUCCUGGUCAAAUGUUGGUCUGUGUUGAGAUUCCGGUCACAAUUGUUUAGGAGAAAUAAAUCAACUCCGACAAUUAACUGAAUUGUAUUUUCGCAAAUUAUAUUCACUUUGAUUUUCUCCUUCAAUUUUUUUUCCUUCUUUCAUUUAAAUUGUAAUAAUUUGAUAUUAUCUCAAUUGUUAAAUUGCUAGUGAGUAAAAGAAAAAACAAAAUUAAACAAAUCAAAAUGCUAAUCAAAUAAAAAUCUAAAUUGUUUCAA